This is a messenger RNA of Nematocida minor, 441 nucleotides long. Its product is annotated as flap endonuclease-1. The coding region runs from base 1 to 441 and encodes 146 amino acids. The record is from RefSeq and is a predicted model, not a curated record. NCBI's taxonomy places the organism in Eukaryota, Fungi, Microsporidia. Gene Ontology annotation, molecular function: DNA binding; 5'-3' exonuclease activity; 5'-flap endonuclease activity. The transcript has a single exon.
AUGAAAAAAGGCAUUUCCGUUAUGGAGAUAUCUCUGGACACGGUGCUUAAGCUCACUGAGCUGGAACAAAGCGAGUUCAUCGACCUGUGCAUACUCCUGGGCUGCGAUUACUGCAAGAGACCGAAGGGCAUGGGGCCUAAAAAGGCGUACGAGAUUGUCCAGCAGUUUAAGUCGAUAGAAAAAGCGCUGGAAAGUGGGAAAAUAGAAGAACCGCACGAGAACUGGCCGUACAAAGAAGCAAGAGAGAUCUUCACAGGGCAAGAAGCCAGCAAAAGAAAGACUUUUGCUCUGUCUCCACCAAAUAACGAAGAAAUAGUAAGAUUCCUGGUGGAGGAGAACGGAUUCGACAUAAAAAAAGUAGAAAACGGAAUAGUAAGGCUAGAAGCACAGAGCAAAACAAAGAAACAGGCGAGCAUGCUCUCAUUUGCUAAAAAGGUGUAG